AUGCAUUUUCAAUCUUUCUUGAAGCUUUCUUGUCCUUCUCAACAGGAACACUGUGUGGCGAUUUCUCACAACCACCUGGUGACCGGCAGGUGGAACGAUGACUCCUGUCACAGGGAUCACAGCUUCGUCUGCUCCAGGAAGAAAUCGAGCAGCAUCAACCCGCCACCCCCGACCGAGGCCCCCUGCCCCACUGGCUACACCUCGUGGUAUCUGAACUGCUACAGGCUGGUGGAGGAGCCGGCCACCUGGGAUGCGGCUCAGGCGGCCUGCCGGGACGAGGGAGGGAACCUGGCCAGCAUCGACAUGAGCUACGACCAGGCCUUCGUGGCCGGGGCCGUCCUGCAGGGCCGAGCCGACGCCUGGAUCGGACUCAGGCGCAAGGACGACGGCUCCUACAUGUGGACAGAUGACUGGCCAGUUUUCUUCACUCAGUGGGGACCAGGAGAACCCAGCAAUAUAAAGGACGAGGGCUGCGUGAGCAUGCAUGCUUCUCGUGCGUUCCACGGGACCUGGAACGACACCAAGUGUGACCAAGCUAAACCCUACGUCUGCAAGAUCUCCCCAGUGAAACCGCCGCCGACCCCUGCCCCUGGUGAUGGGAGGUGUCUGCCCUACUGGAUACCGUAUGGCCGCUACUGUUACUUUGUGUACAACCAGCAGCAGGGUUUCUCCUGGCCGGACUCCCUGCACUACUGCCAGGCCGCCAAGGCAGACCUGCUGUCGCUCCACAGCAGAGCGGAGGUGGAGUUCAUCAGGAACCUCAAUCACACCAAGUAUCACAACAUAUGGAUCGGCCUCACGAGGGACCGUAACUUUGGCUGGGGCUGGACGGAUAAGACGUCUCUGGGCUUCCUAAACUGGGCUGCCGGUGAGCCCAAUGCAGCCUUCCACCCUGGGGAGGUGGGAGAGGAGAACUGUGUGGAGAUGUUCCAAGACGGAAACUGGAAUGACAACAACUGCCUGCAAAAGAGAGGCUUUGCAUGCCGCCAUCGCCAAUACUAUACAACAGAUGAUGGCGGGAAUCCAGUUUUCCCCACUGAUGGUCCAGGAGGCAACAAUGCAGGGGUUAUAGUGGGCGCCGUUAUUGGAGUCAUUCUGUUCUGCAGCUUGAUCGCUGGAGUGCUGUUCUAUGUCUUCAGUGUGAGAGGGGUUAAACUGAGCGGCUUGAGUCUGCCAACAAGAACAACUGCUACCGUUGAUGUGCCUGCUUUUACCAACCCCAACUUCGGUGGAGAAUCGGACACAUAAAGCAUCAUUUAUGUUUUGUACAGUUCAUUGAAAUUCCAUGUUUUUGUAAAAAAAUCAUUGAUAAUGUCCCUUUUAAGUAUAAAGAAUGCAAUUGGAUUCACUUCAUUUGUACAGUAUAUAUAUAUAUUGCAAUAUACUCAUAAGAUAUUAAAACUUUGUUUUCCUAUGUUGCACUUACAUUUUCCGUGCUCAACUUUUGUUAUGUCUACAAUAAUUCAGUCAUUUUCCUGUUCAUGAGUUAUUUACUGACCUUUACAACCAAAUUGUGUAAUCUUGUUUUCUUUCUGAAAAUAAGAGUAAGCAGUAAUAAAUUAUAAGUUAACAAAUGAUUUCCAGUGUUUAUUCAUCCCUGCAAAAAAAAAUGUUUUACAUAUUUUACAAAAAAGGGAAAAGCAUCCUUCAAAACCUUUUCUGAACAAUUUCUCAGUAAAUAAUUAUUUGGACGAGAAGUGUAAACUGUUGCAGAGUAAAUCAUAAACAAUGGAAGAUGAUGGAAGGAAAGCCACAGGUUGGAAAAGACAUGAAAACAUCUGAAAUGCUUCUGUGCAGUGUCGACAUCUGCAGUAAGAAACACUCAAGAUCAUUUCUCCUGCUGAUGACAUAAGGCCAAGGCACUAGUGACCUUGCUCCGUAUUUUAAAAAAAAUUCGCUACACGUUAUGCAACAAUGUAAAUUCAUGAACACUUUGUGAUCCUUGUUUAGCCCUUUUUGAUGUGUAAUUGCACACAGACAUACAAACUCAAUUAACUGCAAAACGUUUCAAAAUGUGUAAAUCAAAAGCAAUGUUUCUUUUACUGCAUCACCAUUACAUACUGAUUAUUUUAGUAUCCCUUUUAAAUUGUCAUAACAACAACACCACCUCAAUAAAAAUUUGAACCAACAAAACUCAAGCUUUAUUUUUUUAGAAUCAAAGUUACAAUAAACUAGAGUAAAGACUAGCACAGUCCUGCCAGUCUUUGGGAUCAAGUUGUUCUUAUGUCCAAUAACGCUCUGAAAUUAACAACAAAUACUCAACAAAGUGCAUUCUGUAGUAAGCUAUAGUUUGGCCUUUUAUUCUACUCGCACACAUUUAGUAAACAUAUUGAAACUCAACAUUUGCUAAUCAACAAACGUGUGGGAAACCGAGAAAAGCAGCUUCCUGGUGCAAAAACAAAUAAAGGGAACACUACUGUAGUUUCAUCUGUUGAACAAUGUGGCAGUCCCACUAUACUUGAAAGGUAACUCAAACUCGGCUAAUAUCAACCACUACUUCCAACACUAGAACUAAAAAAAAA
Notothenia coriiceps (black rockcod) is the source of this 2522-nucleotide messenger RNA. Its product is annotated as macrophage mannose receptor 1-like. The record is from RefSeq and is a predicted model, not a curated record. The transcript is spliced from 9 exons. NCBI's taxonomy places the organism in Eukaryota, Metazoa, Chordata, Actinopteri, Perciformes, Nototheniidae. The coding region runs from base 1 to 1248 and encodes 415 amino acids.